CUCAAGAACACGCAGCAGUAGCGAUCGCCAGCCAUCGGCGUCCGUCAUUAAGGCUAAACAAAGUUCAAAUACCCGUGUCUCAAAAGGCUAAGAGAGUCGGCCCGAUCCGGAGAGAGAGUGUCUGACAUUUUCGUUGUUACCUUUUUGGCCACUGAAGUGAUUGCCACAGAGGCGACUCGGCUCGAAGUAGUUGGCCCGAAUGCUAAGAGAGUUGGGCUCAGACGUUUCUUACCUGCCCGAGCGAACGGAUCGCGGUCGCUUGGUCGGUCAAUCAGUCAGUUAGUCAGUCAGUCGUCCAUCCAUCGAUUCUACCUAUGGGACUACCUUAUUCCCACUACCAACUACCACCAGCCACUGCGGAUCGAUCGGUUUUUGUGUUUGUUUAUUGUGCCUGAUUGCUGAAACCAAAUCAAAACAAAUUAUCGCGCUCCCCCGCCAACCAGUUUGGAUUUUAUUAACAAGAGAAGUUGCAAAAGAGCCACCAUGAGGCGUAGGAAGCUACUCAUUUUCUGGGCUGCUCUGCAGGCGGGCAGCUCCAUCCUCACCUGCCUGCUCCUGCUACUGACCACCACCCAAAACUCCCACCAAGUGGCGGCUGGCAUUGUGCCACCGCCCUGGAGCGAUCCCGCCAAGAACCCCUGUGCCAGCAUGGCCGGAGGCUGGCAGUUCCUCUACUGGGCUCCUCUAAAGAAGUGCUUCAAGAUCUUCACACUGGGCUAUCCGUGUCCGGACACCAUGGAGCUGAGUCCCACGGCGGUGAGUGCCAAGAGGAAGGAUCUGCCGGCGGCAGAGUGUCGGUGUCCACCAGGCACGGCCCUCAGUCCCCUCACCCAGAACGUCUGCUAUCCGCUGUAUGAGAAGGGACCCUGCCAGAAGGACGAGUACUUCCAGCCCAUGCCGGAUCAGGGCAAGAGAUCCAGCAACCGAUGGGGCACCUGUAAGCGACCCUUAAACUGCCCCGAGGGCAUGAUCUUCUGGCCCAGGGACAACAAGUGCUAUGCCCGGCACACCAAGGGUCCUUGCAGUCGCGGGAAGCUCUUGGUUCUGAACGAGGACGGACUGGCGGAGUGCCACUGUGAGGAUCAGGGGGAGCUAUCCUUGUACUACUAUCCAGCGGAAGAGUCCUGCUACGAGCACUUCACCAAAGGACCCUGCUCGACACCGGGUCACAUCUUCCUGCCGGGCGGACGAUGCGAUUGCCAGAGGCACCUGCCCCACUACCAUGCUCCACAGCAAAUGUGCUACGAGCUGGACACCCCUGGGCCCUGUCCACCUGGUCACAUCUUCCGCAUACCCGACGACGCCCAUGAGGCGUCUGAGAGCACCCUACAGCUCCUUCCCCGGGCCCAGUGCCUUUGCAAAGAGGGCUAUGUGCCCUGGAGCGACGGCAUCUGCUACCGACUGUACACAAGAGGUCCUUGCGACGUCAACGAGUUCCUGGUGAACGGAACCAGUUGUGUGCGGAAUUUCUGCGGCAAGAACCGCUUGUACUUCCCGGCAGAGGACUCCUGCUACCGGAUCGGAUCUCAGGGACCCUGCUCCCUGCACCAGGUGGUGAUCUUCGACUUCACCGCCCGGCCGUCCGUCGACGGCAUCUCGUACAAUGGCAUGUGCGGGUGCUCGGGAGUACUGACCAAUCUGGACCAGCAGUGCUCGGGAGACGGAAGCGAAAAGGAGCAGAACAUCUGCGAGUCCACCCCUGGGAUGGUGGAAAUCAACGGGCAGUGUCAUAAGCUUUACAGCCGUGGUCCGUGCGGAGCUGGCCAGUGGCUGGAGCCGCUCAAGUCCCAGACAUCGAACGGAACGGGCAUCCUGCCGCACGCCAGUCGGGCCAAGUGCGUCUGCCGGCCGGGAUACACGCCCGCGGAGGCGGACCAGCGCGGCAUGAGCAACUGCAGCGCGCCCAGCGUGAGCCUGGCGAGGUAUUUAACCAACGAGCGUCUCAACUCAAAGUUCCUCAAUGACCUGCACCUUGGUGGGGCCACCUGAAGCCCUCGAUCUUCAAGCUAUUCUCUAUCUGGUUGUGAUUGCUCCUCCAAAUCCACCUUUCUCCUUCGCAUGCCACCCUUCCUCCACCUUCUUUCCGUAUCCUGUGUUGUUGCAUGCCCCGUGCUGUUCGAUCGCCCCGAUCUCUUGUUAUUCCAUUAACCACUUUUUUCUCUUUUAGGUGGUUUUUAGAAAUAUUCGGUUAACGUGUUCGCUAGGAGGAGAUUGUGCCAUGAAUGUAUUACAUCGACUUGUCGACGAGUUGAAUUUAAGGGAUCUUCCCAUAAGGCAGACAAAAUAAUGUGAAAAGCUAAACUAAGCCACUAAUGUUUGUUGAGUAAACCGUGAUUACUAAGUAAAUAAUAUAACAAUUAACAAAACCAUUUAAUUUCAAUUAAUUUUAAGGG
Molecule: messenger RNA, 2393 nt
Organism: Drosophila ananassae
Lineage: Eukaryota; Metazoa; Arthropoda; Insecta; Diptera; Drosophilidae
Exons: 4
Coding region: 484-1989 (501 amino acids)
Source: RefSeq, a predicted model, not a curated record